GUUGGCGUUGGCGACGGGCCGUGGAAUAUGAUGACUCGAUUUGAUGAGACACUCCCAAAGCGGAUGUUCGACAAUUUCCAUUUUGUUGAUUUUCAUAAAGUGAUGUUUAAUGUACCAAACCAGGAAGCGUCAUUUGCACUGAACGCACUUAUGGAAAUCCCGGACCAGUAUAAGGCAAUCAAGGAACUUGGCUUAUUAAAGCAUUCCCGACGUGGAUAA
Messenger RNA from Gongylonema pulchrum, 219 nucleotides. The record is from the annotation of a GenBank genome assembly. Lineage: Eukaryota; Metazoa; Nematoda; Chromadorea; Rhabditida; Gongylonematidae.